AUGAGAAUUCUUCACGACCAUGGAUUUUCUCCGGAAGAAGCCGUCCAGCAAAAAAGCGUUGUCUACAACAACACCGUACAAGCAAUGGCAAUGAUUUUGAGGGCUAUGAACAGCCUGAAGAUCACUUUUGAAAACCCGGCAAGAGAGAACGAUGCCCGUGUGGUCCUGGACACGAUCAAAGCUGCCCAAGAAUCAGAGCCGUUCACACAGGAGCUCACGCAAGCUCUGAAAAAUCUGUGGGCAGACCCGGGAGUUACAGCAGCGGUCAACCGAGGAAAUGAGUUCCAGCUCGUCGAAAGUGCUCCACACUUUCUCGGUUCUAUCGACCGUAUAGCAGCCAAAGACUAUAAACCAACUGAGCAGGAUAUUCUGCUUUCACGGAUAAAAACUACUGGUAUUGUAGAAGUGAAAUUUCAAAUGAAGAAUGUGGAUUUCCGGGUCUUCGACGUGGGUGGCCAGCGGUCGGAACGGAAAAAAUGGAUUCAUUGUUUUGAAGAUGUCAACGCUAUCAUAUUUAUAGCCGCCAUCUCCGAAUACGAUCAAGUGCUUUUCGAAGACGAGACAACGGUUGGUUUUCUUUAA
Ostertagia ostertagi is the source of this 582-nucleotide messenger RNA. The record is from the annotation of a GenBank genome assembly. Lineage: Eukaryota; Metazoa; Nematoda; Chromadorea; Rhabditida; Trichostrongylidae.